Trichomycterus rosablanca is the source of this 5225-nucleotide messenger RNA. Its product is annotated as exocyst complex component 3-like protein 4. The coding region runs from base 458 to 2635 and encodes 725 amino acids. Gene Ontology annotation, molecular function: SNARE binding. NCBI's taxonomy places the organism in Eukaryota, Metazoa, Chordata, Actinopteri, Siluriformes, Trichomycteridae. The transcript is spliced from 15 exons. The record is from RefSeq and is a predicted model, not a curated record. Gene Ontology annotation, biological process: exocyst localization; exocytosis. Gene Ontology annotation, cellular component: exocyst.
CUGAGGGAGGGGUUAAAUAAUAGUGCACAUGGACAUUUGUCAAGAGAACGAAGAAGAGAUCUGUUUACUGAGACGUCUUGUCGCGCAUUUUAUUAAAUUCUAUACACAUUACUAUAAUACCUUUAAAGGUGAGGCGGUUAAAUACAGUAUUUCUGAUCACAUUUUAUAAAAAGCCAUGCCCUUUCAACCUUUACUCUACUUAUAGCUCUACAGAUCAGGAAACAGCUUCACAUAAGCUGAAGUAAAUCUUAUAACCUUGAAGUCUGGGUCAGGCAAGACGAAACAUGACCAAGAUAGGAAAGAAGUAUAAACAGAGCACAGUACAGCAGAAGAAAGAAUGCUUUCAUAUGGUGAGGAGUUUGUGCUGUUUUGUUCUGACCUGCCCCUUUAUAAGCAAAGGUGUAGUAGGUGAAAGUGAAAGUAAGCUCCGUCUACUAGCACUACAACAGCUCUCAGUAUGUCAGUUGUUUUCACAAUGGCAGAAAGUGAAAAGAAAGAAAACACUGUUUACAAGGUUCACGAAAGUGAGCACCAAGAAACAGACUUACCACCCUUAAAGAGUAGUGUAAAGACACCAGGAGGUGCUAGUCCUAUAAAAAAUUUGGUUCGCAUGUUAUCAUUCAGCAAAAAAAGAGAAAAUGAAGAACCAGAGACAAAGGACAACAGUACUGGAAAUAAUACCCAAUCUUCCUCUACUGAAACUAAAGAAGAUGGCUUUUUUCGAAGGUUGUCAACUGUAAGAAAAAGUUUUACACGUAGAGAGAAGUGUACAUCUAUAGAAGAAAAUUAUAUUUCAGAAGACAAUUCCUCAGACAGCAUAGUAAAGAGAGAGGGCAGUAAAAAAUCUUUGUACAAUUUUGCCUUCCAGAACAUUUCUGAAACACAUCUAGCAGCAAUGCAGAUUAAUGACCUUAUUCAGAACAAGUCAUUGGAAGAGGCCUAUAUCAAUCUACUGUCAAUGCGAUUGGAGGUACAGCGUGAGCAGAAAGCUUUAGGUGAAAAAGCCAUGUCAGUGGAACUGAUCCAUAAAGAAAAAGACCUGUGUCUGCUUUUCAACAACCUAAAAGACCAGUUGACUGAAAUUGUCCGGGAAUCCUGUAUCCUUCCUUCUUAUGACAAAGAGCUACUGGUACAAGUGGCUGCAAUUAUCCAGGAGGAGGAAAGGAAUAAAGGAGAAAUGGGAGGGCUGGGUGUCUGGAAGGCAGCAAUACAAGAUGGGGUAAGGGAGACACUUAGUGAGGUCCACCUGCACAGCCAUGAACAAAAUGCCUCCUGCAUAGCAGUGCACUUGGAGUGUCUGGGUAAAAAGAUUGUGGAGCACUUGGAAAAAGCUAAGACAGAUUUUGUAGACGUAUAUCAACCAAGUUUUAAAGUAUUUGAAACCUGUGUGUUAUCUUGCCAUGCGUUUGUGGAGGAACAUCUGAAGGAUCUUCUGAAAAAUGUUACAGAACUUAAGGAUUUUCAUAAAAUCCUGGACUUCAUUGACUGUUAUCAAAGUGAAAAGAUUCUUGGUAGUCCAUCUUUCCAGCCUAAGAUGAAGGAGAUGAAGUCUCCCACACUGUCUGAUAAUGUGCUAGAUCUGAUUAGAAAAGGAUACUGCGACUGUCUAAAGAAAGACCUGAAGGAGUCGGUGCAGAAUAUUAUUAACAUUGAAAGUGAGACAAUAUGGAAGAAAAAAGAACCACCCAGGAAAACAGAAGAUGGAAAAUUUCAAAUUGCACAAGUUCACAUGGAUGUUAGUGCAAUGAUAAAGAAAUAUACUAAUAAUUGUGGGAAGCUUGAUGGAAACCUUAAAAAGAAUGUUGUGUGCAACUGUAUAGAGGCACUGAAAGACUUUCCUGAAAGAUUUGAGAAAGAGUUUGAAAAGCAGAACAGCUCCUUGCUGGGUUCAGAUUUACUGGAUUGUUGUCUUUGGGCACAAUAUCACAUUGCCUACAUUAACAGCUUCAGCUUAAUCAAAGAGGACAUGGAGGGCUACAAAGAUACAUGCCCACAUGAGGUCAAACAGCUGCAGACAGAGUUGGACGGUGUGGUUGACCAAUUGGGGAAGGCUCUGCUGAAGCAAUUCAGAACUGAAAUUGGGCCAUAUCUUGGCAACAUGAUGACGAAGGAAUGGCUAAGCACAGAUACUGAUUUUAAUGAACUGACUAACAGAAUAGAAACCUACUCCGGGUUCUGCAAAUCUAUGAAACAUCCACCUGCAAAAGCUUUUGCCAAUGAUGUGCAUUACCAUGUAGUGAAAGGCUACAUAUCUGAACUACUGAAGAACAAGUUUUCUUGCAAAGGCAGAAAAAAUGAUAUUGCUGGAACAAAGAUAAGAGAACAGUAUGAGGGGCUCAAUAAGCUGUUCCAACAAAUGGGAUCAACCAUGGAGUGGCUUUACCCUCUAGGUGACCAGCUUAGUGUGAUCAUUGAACAGGAACAUGAGAAAGACAUAAAACAACAUUUAUCACCAUUAGUUAAGAAUUAUUCAGAUAUCAGCAAAAAGCAAAUUUCAGCCAUUCUGUCCUUUAGAGACAAUGGCUUUCGUUUUGAGAAGUCACAGGUCAUUCAGCAUUUUAAUGAGCUUAAACAAAAGGUAAAGACAGAUCAUAAUGGAAACCAGGAACAAACAUUCUUCAGUGACAUAAAGUGAGACAAACAUCAGCCUGCUGCAUGUCUUGAAGUUUUAAUGACCAUUAACUUCAUCCAGCAUCAACUGGAAGUAAAGUUUAACAUUAACACACACGAGUGUUAUGGCAGUCUUGGGAUUUUAAUUGUUUUAAUAAAUCUGUUUGAGAUUUUGACCAUUUUGCAGUAAUUGUAUGUGUUCCAAUUAUCUAGUCACAGAAGUUUUAAAAAUUAUUACAAUAAGAUGAUAUAAGAUAAAACAAGACUGACUUACAUGUUUAUGUUUUUGAGUGUAAGUAUGCUGCUGUUAAUACUUUUAUGCUAUCUGUAGCGAAAUAAGCUAUAGCUUAUAGCAGAGUGUGGGUUUAUAAUUAAAAUAAUGAUAAUUUUUUUACUUCUAUUACUGGUCUAUUACUAGGUUAUGAUUAAAAUAUGUAGCUGGUAUAAUAGACUGGGCACAUGUUGGUGUGGGGAAUGUGGUGAUCCAGCUUUCCGUGAUCAGAUCAGGGGUUUUGCAAGCAGCAGCGGAUACACAAUCAGGAACUGGAAAUGACUGGAUUGAGACAUAAAAGGGGAAAAUCACGAUUUUUGCAACUUGAUUUGUACAUUAGCCUUAUUGAGUUCUUAACCUUUUAACCCAAUAAUUACCACUAGAUGCAGGGCUAGUGUCAAGUUUUGUCUUGCACAAAUAAUGCUUUAAGCCUCUUGGUUACAGUUUUUUUUAAUAAAUGGAUGUGAGAAUUUGGAAAACUGUAAAAACUGUGAAGUUUUAACCACCCUAACAUUAUGUAAUUUUAUUCUAUUGCACUGUAUAAUGCUACUGUGAUUGUAUCCUUAAUGUGAAAACAUGUAAUGUAAAAAUAUAUUUUUGCAUUUAUUCUAAUUUUAUAUACUGGUCUGUUGAUGGGUUUCACAAAUCGUAUUGUAAAUCUUAUUUUAUUUUAUGGUAUAUCCAUCAGUGGGGCCUCGACCACCCCCUCACCAGACAUAGCUGAUCAUGAGUGUUAUGGCAGUCUUUGGAUUUUAAUUGUUUUAAUAAAUCUGAACGGUGUUAAUUUGUGGCAUGCCCUCCUAAUUUCUUGUUAAUGAUUAUCAUUGAUUUCAGGUAACUUCUUCAACUAUAUAAUUAAGACUAGUUUUAUUGCACUCAAAGACUGCCAUAAUAUACAUGACCCAUACAAGUUUAUGUUUUUGAGUGUAAGUAUGCUGCUGUUAAUACUUAUACAUUAAUCUGUAGCUAAAUAUGUGUGGGUUUUUAAUUGAAAUAAUGAUUUUUCACAAAUAAUGAUUUGUACAUUAGCCUUAUUUAGUUGUUUAACUUUUAACCCAAUAAUUACCACUAGAUGCAGGGAUAGUGUCUAGUUUUGUCUUGCACAAAUAAUGCUUUAACCCUUUGGUUACGGAUUUUUUUUAUAAAUGAAUGUAAUAAUUUGGAAAACUGUAAAGCUUUAACAAUUCUAACAUUACGUAAUAUUAUUCUAUUUCACUGUAUAAUGCUACAGUCUCAUUAUAUCCUUAAUUUAUCUUAUUUUAUCAUUGCAUUUAUUCUCAUUUUAAAUACUGGUUUGUGGAUGGGUUUAACAAAGCUGUAUCUUAUUGUAUAUCUAUUUUUAUAAGAUGGUAUAUCCAUCGAGGGGCCUCAGCUACCCCCUCACCAGACAUAGCUAAUCAUGUAUGUAGACGCCCAACAGGCUGAUUGCACUGCUGGGGAUUUGAACCCUGGAUCCCAGCAGUAGUGGGCUAAAGCUUUUAACUGCUGCAUCAAACUUUGCCUUUUAAAACAAGUACUUCAGACAGAAAUAGGAUUGGAACAACAUCACUUUUUAAGAUUAAAAAUUUUAACUGAAUCAUAUGUCACUUAAAUUCUUUAAAAAAUGAUAAGAUUACUAAACUGCCCUGAGCUGGUAAGUUAGCAACCGGCUAGCUAUGUGCUAACACUAUCUUUAUAUAUUAUUCUACAUGCUUGGCUAAUAAUAAAUUGCGUCUAUUUGUACCUGUGGUCAAUAACUCUCUAAUACUUUUAAACUAUUGAGCUGUUACUCGACUUCUGACUGCCACCCACUGGAUGCAGCCCUGCUGCCUGCUGGCCUUUUAUUUGCAUUACCAAUGUUAUUUUGAUAUAAAACUGUCCAGGCUGCAUUCCAAACCAUAUCAUGUAUAAAUUAAAAAAAAAAAGUUUUGGUUAAUUUUAAGCAUCUAUUCUGCUUUGAAAAAGCAAUACGUAAGUGUAAAUGUAUUAAUUAGGGAUACCAAUUUAUUUAGAUCAAUAACCUACUGUUUUUAUGCAAUGGUUAACCAAUAACCAACAGGUUUAUAGCAGCUCAUUACAAUAUAAAACAAGGCAGCAGUGGGUAGCACUGUGAUCUCACAGCAAGACAGUUCUGUGUUCAAGGUGAAGCUGCCCAGGUUCUUUCUGUGUCUGUGUGGGUUUCCUCUGGGAGCUCCGGUUUUCUCCCUCAGUCUAUAGAUGCUUAAAUUAGGUGAACUGAAAAUAUGAAUUGCCUGUGAUGCACCUUGUGUAACAUGUAACUUGUGUAACAUGUAACUUGUAACUUAAAAAUGUGUAAAGUGUAAAUCAUGUUAAAAUUCUAAUUAUUAAACAAACUAAAUAAAAA